AUGGCUGCGGCACCUCCUUAUGCACUAUAUGUCUGUCCGUGCUCCAGCCUAAGCUCUACCACCCUAGCAGUCCAUGCCAAACGCGCCUCUGCAGCGCCCGCGGAUGCUCAAGCGGAUGAAGACAGCACCUUCAAUUCCCAUGACCCUCGUGCGAACUACGCCCUGUAUCCGCUUGAUCACUUGCUCUUCUGUAACGAGUGCGACUGCAUACGCUGUCCACGAUGCUACACCGAAGAGAUCCUCAACUGGUACUGUCCGUCAUGCAUGUUUGAGGUGCCGAGUAGUCAGGUGAAGAAUGAUGGCAACAGGUGUGCCAGGAACUGCUACGAUUGCCCAAUAUGCACGUCCGCACUCACUGUAGCUGCAUUGCCUCGGCCGUCAGAAACCCACCUGAACCCGAACGAGACGGAGCAAGGUAGGUACAUAUUGCAAUGUGGCUACUGCGAGUGGUCUUCGCUAGACCAGACCAUCGAAUUCAGCAAGCCGACAAAGAUCACGGAGCAGUUAGCCAAGAAACGGAAGGAGCAACGACGGAGGAAGCCAGAGGACAAAGCGGUGUCGACGGCACACGGCGCCGACCAGGUUGAUGGGUACGAGAAUCUUAUGGCUUUUUACAAGGAACAGCUCGCUGAGUCUGGAGACGCGUCGAACACUUACUCCAGCAGCCCGUACAGUUCGCCGGCAAACUUGGCCAAGAUCAUGAGCUUGUACGGCGGCUUGUCGGUGAACGCACUGAAGAAAGCGCGCGAAAAGCCGCAGCCUAUGCGCGAAGCUCGGACCGACAAGGAGGGCCUGCAAGUGCAUAGCCUUGACAGUUCGGCAGUAGACGAGGAGACGGUGCGCAGACUACAAGCCGUGGACUGGCAGGACACACCGACUCAUGAGCAACGCUUCUCUGGCCCAUUGAAUCACCAAGCCAUCCAGACAAAUGAACUCUGGCCUGUGGCCACGCCGCUACGUAUACGGAAGGGCAAACGUUGCUCUGUCUGCCGGCAGUUCCUCUCGCGACCUGAACCCAAAAUCCCGAACCUGCGCUACAAGAUCCGUCUAUUAGCAUCCAACUACGUUCCACGCCUCCUUCUUCGUCCACUCAAUGCUUCGUCUACGACACCAAACCCGGCUUUUCGGCUACGGCCGAACGAAGCCGAGAUGUCGCCGCUCCAGCCUAAUAUCAUGCAGCAAUACUUGUUGACAGUACGCAACCCUAUCUUCGAGACCGUUAAGAUCACACUCGCGACUUCCAGUAGCACCCCAGGAAAGGUUUCGUCACGUGUCACCAUCCUCUGUCCGUCUUUCACCGUGGGGCCUGCCGGCGACGUCUGGGAUGAAGCACUUUCUUCAAGCACAACCUCCGUGGCUACUGAUGAUGGCGGCCGACAAGCGGCAAUGGCGUCACUGACUGGCAAGUCAACUGACGAAGCGGACCGACAACCAGAAGCAGGCAAGAUUUGGACCCGCUCACGCAACAGCACUUCCAUAAUCCUCGAGGUUGUGCCGGGCGCGCUGAAACCGCCACCAUCAAUCGUGCCGAAAAGUGACGACGAAAUGUUGGCCGAAGAGCUGACCGAGGACAAAGACGUGCUUGAGAUACCAAUCUUUGUGCGAGCUCAGUGGGAUGCUGUAGAGGACACUGAUGCGUCUGCAUCCGCCGGGCGGAAACACGAGAGGCGAGCCGCAGAAGGCGAGAAAGUGCGAAAGGAGCUCGCUUAUUGGUGCGUCAUCGGUGUCGGCCACAUCGCAGAUGGCUAA
Messenger RNA from Baudoinia panamericana UAMH 10762, 1749 nucleotides. RefSeq lists its product as uncharacterized. The coding region runs from base 1 to 1749 and encodes 582 amino acids. The transcript has 2 exons. Gene Ontology annotation, cellular component: dynactin complex. Lineage: Eukaryota; Fungi; Ascomycota; Dothideomycetes; Mycosphaerellales; Teratosphaeriaceae. The record is from RefSeq and is a predicted model, not a curated record.